AUGGUGAAACGUCUUCAAGUGACAUAUCCGAUAAGACUAAUCGUUGAGGAAGUUUCGAAAGUGCUGCCAGAAGAGAGAAAUGGACAAAUAGGAGACAUUGAGGUCGACAAUUACUCGGUCCCUACAAGUAAUCUCACUCUCACUUUAUGUGAGGCACCAAAUGAGAAAGCCAUUGAAGUUCCCCGGCCAAACAGCUCGACUGAAAAUUCUCGGAAUAGGACUCAGUUACCCGGGCAAUCGUAUGAGUUAAAGAUAUGGGUUCUCGAGAGACCAAGAGGUAACACUUUCAUGAUUGACGCGAGGGAACUUUCUAUUACAUGGUCACAUGACUCCAACCAUUGGACCUGGCUCACUCUCACAAACCAAAGUCCAAAUGAAUCAGCCGUGGAAAUUGCGUUUUUGAGAAAUGCUUGCUGGCUAGACGUAGCCGGAAAGUUCGACACACGAUAUCUUUCCCCGAUGACAAGAUACCAGGUAGUCUUUGUGGUGUUGUUGCAAUAUACCAAAACUGAAUGGAAGAAACCAGUAAAGCUAAAACUGGUCCUGCCCAAGGGUAUGGGGAAACCACAAGAGCGGAGUGUGAACAUGGUAAAUCACAUAACGAACGAAUGGGUUGAUAUUUUGGUCGGUGAGUUCACCACAUCGAAUAAAAACAUAGGGGAAAUCUCUUUUGUAAUGUACGAACAUAAUAGCAAGAUGUGGAAGUCAGGGCUCUUCAUUAAAGGUGUUGCAAUUCGCCCCAAAUACUAA
Capsella rubella is the source of this 750-nucleotide messenger RNA. RefSeq names its product protein PHLOEM PROTEIN 2-LIKE A5. The transcript has 5 exons. The coding region runs from base 1 to 750 and encodes 249 amino acids. The record is from RefSeq and is a predicted model, not a curated record. Lineage: Eukaryota; Viridiplantae; Streptophyta; Magnoliopsida; Brassicales; Brassicaceae.